GGGGCUGGGGCUGGCGCCGGAGGCCGAUUGCGGCCUUCUCUCAGGCCUAGUGGAGCGAGGGCUGGGGAGGAGUCCCAUGCGGGGCCCCGCCUCGGCAGCAAGGUCUGUCUUUCCGCCGAGCCGGCGGGAGCGCUCAGAGCAUCUGUGCGUGGCCCCGGGUCGGGUGCGUCCAUGGCCGCCCCGCAGGAGGCGGGUCGGGCCGGCCGGGCCGCGGUCUUCUCAUCCCGGAUGGUGGGGGGUGUCUCCUGCCGGCUCUCGGCGGAGCUGGCAGCGAAGAGCUGAAAAAAAAAUGGGGGGCCUGGGCUUGAAACCCAGCUUUGGCGCUUCCUGACUGUAGAGAAAGUGCUCGAGCUCGCCGAGACUUCUUCCCUUUACCCACCCGUAAGAUAGAACAGCAGUAGCCGCCUCCUGGAGUCCUUGGGACUACCCGCUGAGCUGCUGUGAUAAGCCUGUGCUGUUUAGCUGUUCAGCACAUUUGGCAUUUAGACCAGGCGCCGGGGUGUCUCAGAUUCAUUCUUAAGGAACUGAGAACUUAAUCUUCCAAAAUGUCAAAAAGACCAUCUUAUGCCCCACCUCCCACCCCAGCUCCUGCAACACAAAUGCCCAGCACACCAGGGUUUGUGGGAUACAAUCCAUACAGUCAUCUCGCCUACAACAACUACAGGCUGGGAGGGAACCCGGGCACCAACAGCCGGGUCACGGCAUCCUCUGGUAUUACGAUUCCAAAACCCCCAAAGCCACCAGAUAAGCCACUGAUGCCCUACAUGAGGUACAGCAGAAAGGUCUGGGACCAAGUAAAGGCUUCGAACCCUGACCUAAAGUUGUGGGAGAUUGGCAAGAUUAUUGGUGGCAUGUGGCGAGAUCUCACUGAUGAAGAAAAACAAGAAUAUUUAAACGAAUACGAAGCAGAAAAGAUAGAGUACAAUGAAUCUAUGAAGGCCUACCAUAAUUCUCCUGCAUACCUUGCUUAUAUAAAUGCAAAAAGUCGUGCAGAAGCUGCUUUAGAGGAAGAAAGUCGACAGAGACAAUCUCGCAUGGAGAAAGGAGAACCUUACAUGAGCAUUCAGCCUGCUGAAGAUCCAGAUGAUUAUGAUGAUGGCUUUUCAAUGAAGCAUACAGCCACUGCCCGUUUCCAGAGAAACCACCGCCUCAUCAGUGAAAUCCUUAGUGAGAGUGUAGUACCAGAUGUUCGGUCCGUUGUCACAACAGCUAGAAUGCAGGUCCUCAAGCGACAGGUCCAGUCCUUAAUGGUUCAUCAGCGAAAACUAGAAGCUGAACUUCUUCAAAUAGAAGAACGACAUCAGGAAAAGAAGAGAAAAUUCCUGGAGAGCACAGAUUCAUUUAACAGUGAAUUGAAAAGGUUGUGUGGUUUGAAAGUAGAAGUGGACAUGGAAAAAAUCGCAGCUGAAAUUGCACAGGCAGAGGAGCAGGCUCGCAAAAGGCAGGAGGAACGAGAGAAGGAGGCAGCAGAGCAAGCUGAGCGCAGUCAGAGCAGCAGCGUUCCUGACGAGGAGCAAGGAGCUGGUAAAACUGAAGAAAAGAAAGAAGAGGAGAACAUUCCAAUGGAGACAGAGGACUCACACCUUGAAGAAACAACGGAAAGCCAGCAGAAUGGGGAAGAAGGCACAUCUACUCCUGAGGACAAGGAGAGUGGGCAGGAGGGGGUGGACAGUAUGGCAGAGGAAGGGACCAGCGAUAGUAACACUGGCUCGGAGAGCAACAGUGCAACAGUGGAGGAGCCUCCAACAGACCCCAUCCCAGAAGACGAGAAAAAAGAAUAAAUACUGCCUUGUUCCCAAUACUUUUUUAAAUGAAAAAAAAAAAAAAGUUGUUUUUGAGUUUUAA
This is a messenger RNA of Erinaceus europaeus (western European hedgehog), 1845 nucleotides long. RefSeq names its product SWI/SNF related, matrix associated, actin dependent regulator of chromatin, subfamily e, member 1 (gene SMARCE1). Gene Ontology annotation, biological process: negative regulation of DNA-templated transcription. Gene Ontology annotation, cellular component: SWI/SNF complex. The record is from RefSeq and is a predicted model, not a curated record. The transcript is spliced from 11 exons. Gene Ontology annotation, molecular function: nucleosomal DNA binding; nuclear receptor binding. The coding region runs from base 546 to 1781 and encodes 411 amino acids. NCBI's taxonomy places the organism in Eukaryota, Metazoa, Chordata, Mammalia, Eulipotyphla, Erinaceidae.